AUGCAUCGUUCAUUCCGGGAGUGGAAAGAAUCUGAGAAGCUGGCUCAGACCGUUCCUCAACUACCGAGUUGCUUACCUACCGGAAACGCUCCAUCUGAAUUCUCAGGCUCCAUUUUUGAUGUCAAGUCAGGUCCGACAGUUGACUACAUUAUUUGCCACGCGGCCGGUGGCAUUCAUCCGAGUGGCCAUUACACUGACAUUGUUACAUUACUCUGCUUCAUAGAUGGUGUCGUUAGGAUGCACAAAGCGAUUUUAGAAUACCUCAAACUCAGACGAGCAGCAGAUAAUAACUGCAGCUCUGAAGUGCCGCGCACACAUUGGUCGACCGGGAGCAAUGGUUGUCCACCAACCAACACUAACUCUGUACUUGUUCCGUCAACCGGUUCGCAUGUCAAUCAUUCGCAGGGAAAACCUCCAAGACCCGAUGAUCGGUUACAUUUGGGACAACACAGUCCAAUGGAGACAAAAAGCCUAGCUAACUCUGUCUUGGUACCAUCUAUCGUCGAACCUGCCGAGCAAAUGUUCACUGAAAAGCCGAAGAAAGUCGGGACUGUAACUUUUGAUAAAAACGUCAAACAAGUUAAGCGGAAAAGACUUUUGGAGACCGAUGAUCCGAAACUUUGGGAAAACAGUAUGCCAACGACAAGAGUUUCUUCGGUGGCCAAAGUUCAAGAACCUGUACAGCAGUGGCCUGCAUCUGAGCAAUACCAAUCGUCAAAUCCACUGCAAAUUCCUUCAAGAAAAGUUGUGAAGUCGUCAGAUAAAUUGAGUAGAGAGUUAAACGCGGAAGAUUUUUCGAGAGAAACCUUAAAUGAUAAAUCGAACCAACGUUUACAGUCAAAUGAUUCAACUAAGCGCGUGCAAAAUGUGCUUGUUUCUCGCAAUUCACGCGAUUUGCCAUCGGUAGAUAGUGUGACUGGACGUCGGAACAUCAUAUCGAACGAGCCGGAGGCACUGAUCGACACCAAUUCCCCGAAUUACACAGCCUCCACACCUUCCCCACCUCCUAUUCGUCGAAGAAGUAAAAGUUUGGCACCCAGCUGUUCAGACGCACACCUCUUACAUGACCGAAGCACCGUGUUCACGGGAAAAAGCUCCGAAUCCAUUAGUGGUAAGCGUAAAGCUCGUACUAAUGCAGUCUUCGUCAAUGAUUGUUUAGAGGAGACUACUUACAAACCCAAGCGCGUACGUCCCGCUGGUAGUGAAAAUAAUCACUAUCAUAAUCAGGGAGGAUCAAGUUCACCCUCACCUGAUCCAUCCCCAUUUCCGUCCUAUCAACCCUCUGACCCCGAUGAAAUCGACAAAGCGCGAUUGCGUCGGUGCGCUUCUGUCGGUCGUAGUCUGGGAACUGCAGCUAAGGCUAGUCCGUCUAUCCCCAUCGGUUAUUGUGACGCGCAGUCACAUCCAAAUCCCUCCGCAAGGACACACUCAGAGAAGAACCAAAGGAAUCCGAACAGAGAUUUUUCACCCCGUCAAUCAAAUACAACUUAUCCCCAUCAAAAAGACACGUUGAAGGCUACAUCUUUUCGUCGACGUGAUCCAUCCCUCAGUUCCGAGGCCUCUACCGUUCAACCGCGUCAGUCUUUCAAAGGAUCGAGUAAGAAAUAUCAUGAAUCACGGAGACAAUGA
Echinostoma caproni is the source of this 1629-nucleotide messenger RNA. The record is from the annotation of a GenBank genome assembly. NCBI's taxonomy places the organism in Eukaryota, Metazoa, Platyhelminthes, Trematoda, Plagiorchiida, Echinostomatidae.